AUGAUCUAUAAGAAUAAGGAGCCAGACGGGCGCCACAGUCUUUUAUUAGAUCUCCAAUACCCCUCACACACAGACCCCCAGCCCCACCCUGUUCCUCCAACGCUAUCCCCCAGCCUCAGCCUCAGCCUCAAUCCCAAUAUCAGCACCAGCCCUAUCCCCCAGCCUCAGCCUCAACACCAGCCCCAGCCCUAUCCCCCAACCUCAGCCUCAAUCCCAACACCAGCCCUAUCCCCCAGCUUCAGCCUCAAUCCCAACACCAGCCCUAUCCCCCAGCUUCAGCCUCAAUCCCAACACCAGCCCUAUCCCCCAGACUCAGCCUCAAUCCCAACACCAGCCCCAGCCCUAUCCCCAGCCUCAGCCUCAAUUCCAACACCAGCCCUAUCCCCCAGCCUCAGCCUCAAUCCCAACACCAGCCCUAUCCCCCAGCCUCAGCCUCAAUCCCAACACCAGCCCCAGCCGCAUCCCCCAGCCUCAGCCUCAAUCCCAACACCAGCCCCAGCCCUAUCCCCCAGCCUCAGACUCAAUCCCAACAUCAGCCCUAUCCCCCAGCCUCAGCCUCAAUCCCAACACCAGCCCUAUCCCCUAGCCUCAGCCUCAAUCCCAACACCAGCCCUAUCCCCCAGACUCAGCCUCAAUCCCAACACCAGCCCUAUCCCCAGCCUCAGCCUCAAUCCCAAUACCAGCCCCACAGCCCCAGCCGUAUCCCCUAGCCUCAACCUCAAUCCCAACACCAGCCCUAUCCCCCAGCCUCAUUCUCAAUCCCAACACCAGCCCCGGCCCUAUCCCCCAGCCUCAGCCUCAAUCCCAACACCAGCCCUAUCCCCCGACCUCAGCCUCAAUCCCAACACCAAGCCUAUCCUACAGCUUCAGUCUCAAUCCCAACACCAGCCCCAGCCGUAUCCCCUAGCCUCAACCUCAAUCCCAACACCAGCCCUAUCCCCCAGCCUCAUUCUCAAUCCCAACACCAGCCCCAGCCCUAUCCCCCAGCCUCAGCCUCAAUCCCAACACCAGCCCUGUCCCCCAGCCUCAGCCUCAAUCCCAACACCAGCCCCAGCCCUAUCUCCCAGCCUCAGCUUCAAUCCCAAAACCAGCACCAGCCCUAUCUCCCAGCCUCAGCUUCAAUCCCAACACCAGCCCCAGCCCUAUCCACAGCCUCAGCCUCAAUCCCAACACCAGCCCCAGCCCUAUCCCCCAGCCUCAGCCUCAAUCCCAACACCAGCCCUAUCCCCCACUCUCAGCCUCAAUCCCAACACCAGCCCCAGCCCCCCAGCCCUAUCCCCCAGCCUCAGCCUCAAUCCCAACACCAGCCCUAUCCCCCAGCCUCAGCCUCAAUCCCAACACCAGCCCAAUCCCCCAGCCUCAGCCUCAAUCCCAACACCAGCCCUAUCCCCCGGCCUCAGCCUCAAUCCCAACACCAAGCCUAUCCUCCAGCCUCAGUCUCAAUCCCAACACCAGCCCCAGCCGUAUCCCCUAGCCUCAACCUCAAUCCCAACACCAGCCCUAUCCCCCAGCCUCAUUCUCAAUCCCAACACCAGCCCCAGCCCUAUCCCCCAGCCUCAGCCUCAAUCCCAACACCAGCCCUAUCCCCCAGCCUCAGCCUCAAUCCCAACACCAGCCCCAGCCCUAUCUCCCAGCCUCAGCUUCAAUCCCAACACCAGCCCCAGCCCUAUCCACAGCCUCAGCCUCAAUCCCAACACCAGCCCCAGCCCUAUCCACAGCCUCAGCUUCAAUCCCAACACCAGCCCUAUCCCCCAGCCUCAGCUUCAAUCCCAACACCAGCCCCAGCCCUAUCCCCAUUCCCAGCCUCAGCCUCAAUCCCAACACCAGCCCCUGCCCCAGCCCUAUUCCCCAGCCUCAGCUUCAAUCCCAACACCAGCCCCUGCCCCAGCCCUAUCCCCCAGCCUCAGCCUCAAUCCCAACACCAGCCCCUGCACCAGCCCUAUCCCCCAGCCUCAGUCUCAAUCCCAACACCAGCCCCAGCCCUAUUCCCCAGCCAAACCCCAGUCCCGGCAUAUAAAUAACUAA
Molecule: messenger RNA, 2025 nt
Organism: Oncorhynchus mykiss (rainbow trout)
Lineage: Eukaryota; Metazoa; Chordata; Actinopteri; Salmoniformes; Salmonidae
Source: RefSeq, a predicted model, not a curated record